Xyrauchen texanus (razorback sucker) is the source of this 2970-nucleotide messenger RNA. Its product is annotated as transmembrane protein 178A. The transcript is spliced from 4 exons. The record is from RefSeq and is a predicted model, not a curated record. Lineage: Eukaryota; Metazoa; Chordata; Actinopteri; Cypriniformes; Catostomidae. Gene Ontology annotation, biological process: regulation of cytosolic calcium ion concentration; negative regulation of osteoclast differentiation. Bases 523 to 1428 code for a protein of 301 amino acids. Gene Ontology annotation, cellular component: endoplasmic reticulum membrane.
GCUUUGAACCUUAAACAAAUAUAGCAUAUAAAACCAUACAUUUUGUUUUUGCAUAUGGAUUUUCAUCUGCAUUGAUGUUUGGCUCGUCCAACUGUAGUCGUUACCAUCAUCAUCAUCAUAACAGAUGAGUUGCGCUCUCGCAGUAAACCGCCUCGCGCCUGUCUCCUUGACACACCCUUUGCUUUAGUUGGCACAGUACGCGAGCGCGCGACAGCAUUGACAUUCCCACAUGCGCGUUCAGCUGCACGGUGGGAUCUUUCUUACUGUGGAUGAGUAAAAGGGAAAGACUAUUGCCGAGAAGGGACGAUGCACAAGCGCUGAACAGAGUGCAGAAAAACACGUUCGCGCGUCCCCAUGUAGAUGCUCGGAGGACCGCACAUAUCUCACACACUCUGCGCAUCCGCACCGUUGUGGAUAAAUGACAGAGAGUUGUCCAAAGCGGAGCAAAAGAUUCGAGGAAGGUGAGGACAGCAUGCUGCAUGUGAGAAACGCUUGCUGCUGAGUUGCGCGGAUGUUGGAAACAUGGAGAAACGGGCUCUCGUAACGGCGUUCAGCUUGUCCAUGAGCCUGCUCGCGCUCAUGCUGCUGGUCACUGCGAUCUUUACCGACCACUGGUACGAAACCGACACCAGGAGACACAAGGAGAACUGCGACCGGUACGGCUCCGAGUCCAACGACCAGAAGAACAGGGAGAUGCCCAUCUAUCACCUGCCUCUGGUGGACGGGGGCAGUUCCAAGCGCAACAUGGCUCUCUUGAAGCCCAUCCAUGUAGGAAGUCGCGAGGAGGAACUGCUGGAGAACUGGAGGGCCAUUUUGGGCAUGGGCAUUCUGGAGACGGAGUGCGGGCGCCCGCUCUUCUCCACCUUCUCUGGACUUUGGAGGAAAUGCUACUUCCAGGGCAUGGACAGGGAUAUUGACAAACUCGUUUUGAAGGGUAUUGCAGAACGAUGCACAUCUGUCAAGUACCAUUUCUCCCAACCCAUUAGACUCAGGAACAUCCCUCUCAACCUGACAAGGACCAUACAGCAGGACGAGUGGCACCUCUUACAUCUGCGGCGCAUCACGGCGGGUUUCUUGGGCAUGGCUGCUGCCGUAAUGCUGUGUGGAAGUAUUGUGGCCGCCGUGGGGUUUUUCUGGGAGGAGAGCCUCACCCAGCAUGUGUCUGGACUCCUGUUCCUUAUGGCAGGAAUCUUUUGCACGAUUUCACUGUGCACUUACGCAGCGAGCGUCUCCUACGACCUCUCCAGGAACCCUCCAUUUAUCUAUGGUUUGCCUAGUGAUGUGGACCACGGUUAUGGAUGGUCCAUCUUCUGUGCUUGGGUCAGUCUGGGCCUAACGGUGGCGUCCGGUUGUGUCUGCACAACUUACCCCUUCCUGAGCCGCACAAAUGCCCUUCGCUCCAAAACGGCAGGGGAGUCAUCUGUGUGAGCACCCCUUAGUGGCCUGGAGGACACGUUAAUCAGCACUCGGCGCUUUAGUAAAUGGAUUGAAGUGUACACUUUUCUUUGAGGACUGUUUCAGUGAGACAUGGGACUUCAUGCCUUGGAGCAAUGUUGAAUGUCUUGUAGAUUUCUGAUAUCUUUGUUGAGGUCUUCUGGAAAAUGUUGAUGUUAUCCAGAAUGAAAGACAAGGCAGAUGUUUCGCUGGGUGUUUAUACAUACAGAAACAUCACACACACACACACACACACACCACAAAUAUACAGUAUGUGUGAAUAUCAUGAACAAAGCCUUUGAUUUGAAAAGGUUAUGUGUAUGUUUGUGGGUUGUUGCAAUGCAAUCAUUCUGUGGAUCAGGUGCAUAUUCUACACGGAAAGGAUCUGUUAAUUUUUUAAUGCAGUAUAUUUUAAAUUGAAAUGUAAUGCUCCAAUUAUUGUCAGUAUUUGAAGUGAAGGUCCCCAGUUCAGCCUUAGGCGAAGCUGAAACCACCAUAGAUAUUAAAGGAAUAUUCUGGGUUAAGUUAAUUGAGUUAAGCACAAUCGACAGCAUUUGUGGCUUAAUGUUGAUUACAUCAUCCCUCCUUUUCUUUAAAACAAGCAAAAUCUGUGUGACAGUGAGACACUGAUGCCACGAUGAUGCCAUAAACCCUACAACUCUAAAAUGACCAUAAAAACGAUGAUUUAAACUUCUUUUUAACAGAAUAAUUAAAGUAAGUGCUUUUAUAUGGGUCCCAUUCACUUCCAUUGUAAAUACCUAACGUUUUUAGGAGGUACGAGUCGAAAUAAUUUUGGGUGUAAUCAAUGUUAGACCACAAAUGCUGUCGAUUGAGCUUAACUUGUAUUGAACAUUCCUUUAAAGGGAUAGUUUCCUAAAGAAAAAAAGAAAUGUACUUUUUGGGUGAACUGUCCCUUGAAGGAGAUCCCCUCCAGAUUUGAAUAUUUACAUCCUGGAUACUCACAUCAAGCGUAGCUUUAUCUAUCAUGUUCAAAUGGAUACGAGUAACCACUGGUUUAAGAGAUCACAAAUCUAAAGAAUUCAAUCAGGGAUGAACGGAGCGCUUUAUGUCAACCAUGUCAUCACAUCAGACAAAUGUAAAGAGGCAUGAAUGCAUAUACUGCACAUCACCUUUGGGUAACAGCUGGUGGCUAGAAUUCAAAAAGAUUGAAAAAUCAAAGAGGCACAAGAAGACUGAGAUCUAAAAUGUCUCUACGUCUCUGAAGAUCCAAAAACACGGGCCAUCGCUGGUAGUGCAAUCGUAAUGUGGGAGCAUGCUCAGAGUGAACGCCUUUGAAUCUACCAACCUCACUCGUCGUUACUGGAGAAUAUGGGUAAUCCUCUUCCUUUUACGAUCCCUUCUGAAGGAGCUGAGCUGAUAUUAAAAUGGUGAAUGAACUGUAUUAACUGCUGGAUGUCAUUUUCCAAACUGAGCCAAAACAGUAACAUACUGUAUCCCUGAAACUGUACUGUUUGCCUCAAAACCUCUCUUGUGUUCCUGAAAGUGUAUCAUAAAUACCACAUUAUAAUGAUGAAA